Hyla sarda is the source of this 2145-nucleotide messenger RNA. Its product is annotated as oocyte zinc finger protein XlCOF22-like. The record is from RefSeq and is a predicted model, not a curated record. Lineage: Eukaryota; Metazoa; Chordata; Amphibia; Anura; Hylidae.
UGCUGACUGGAGAGGUUCCUAUAAGGUGUCAGGACGUGGCGGUCUAUUUCUCCAUGGAGGAGUGGGAGUAUGUAGAAGGACACAAGGAUCAGUACAAGGAUCAGGUCAUGAUGGAGGAUCAGCAGCCCCUCACAUCACCAGUCAGAUCCAGUAAGAGAACAGCACCAGAGAGGUGUCCCCGUCCUCUUCUUCCACAGGAUGAUCAGGGAGAUGAUCCGAACAAUAUUAAUGCUCCAGAGACAGAUGUGAGCGGUGAUGAGCAGUAUAAGGAGGACAUUCCUACAGAAAAAGAUCUGAUCUAUAUUAAUGCUACAGACAUAAAGGAAGAAGAUGAGACAGAUGUGAGCGGUAACGAGCAGUAUAAGGAGGAUAUUCCGACAGGGAAAAAGCUGAUCUAUAUUAAAGCUACAGACACAAAGGAAGAAGAAGAAGAGACAGAUGUGAGCGGUGAUGAGCAUUAUAAGGAGGACAUUCCUACAGGGAAAGAUCUGAUCUAUAUUAAUGCUACAGAGAUAAAGGAAGAAGAGACAGAUGUGAGCGGUGUUGAGCAGUAUAAGGAGUACUUUCCUUCAGGUAACCACCCAGAUUCUUGUAGCAGGAGAUCAGAGGAGAAUCUUAUAUCUUCAGAUUAUAAAGCAGAUGAUGAUAUCACACAAGAUACAUAUGAAGAACAUUCCAUUAUCCCAGAUACACCCUCAGCCCUUCACAGCCAAGAUCUGUCAUCUCAUCCUUAUAUACAGGUCCUGUCUUCUCACUCAUCACAGAAAGGUCACAGAAGGGGUGUUGGACAUCAACGAGCUCAUACAGGAAAGAAACCAUAUUCAUGCUCAGAAUGUGGGAAAUGUUUAAUUAAGAAGUCAAGUCUUGUUGAACAUCAGAAAAUUCACACAGGAGAGAAACCAUUUUUAUGUCCAAAAUGUGGUAAAUGUUUUAUUCAGAAAUCAGCUCUUGUUCAACAUCAAAGAACUACACAAGGGGAGAAGCCAUUUUCAUGUUCAGAAUGUGGGAAAUGUUUUACUAAGAAAUCAAAUAUUGUUAAACAUCAAAGAACUCACACAGGGGAGAAGCCAUUUUCAUGCUCAGAAUGUGGGAAAUGUUUUACUUGCAAAUCAAAUCUUCUUAAACAUCAGAGAAUUCACACAGGAGAGAAGCCAUUUUCAUGCUCAGAAUGUGGAAAAUGUUUUACUGAAAAAUCACGUCUUGUUCAACAUCAAAGAACUCACACAGGGGAGAAGCCAUUUUCAUGUUCAGAAUGUGGAAAAUGUUUUACUGAAAAAUCACAUCUUGUUCAAGAUCAAAGAACUCACACAGGGGAGAAGCCAUUUUCAUGUUCAGAAUGUGGGAAAUGUUUUACUGAAAAAUCAUGUCUUUUUAAACAUCAAAGAACUCACACAGGGGAGAAACCAUAUUCAUGUUCAGAAUGUUGGAAAUGUUAUACUUCUAAAUUCGAUCUCAUUGUACAUCAAAGAACUCACACAGGAGAGAAGCCAUUUUCAUGCUCAGAAUGUGGGAAAUGUUUUACUUCUAAUUCAGGUCUUGUUCAGCAUCAAAGAACUCACACAGGAGAGAAGCUGUUUUCAUGUUCAGAAUGUGGGAAAUGUUUUACUAUUAAAUCAAGUCUUGUUAGACAUCAAAUAACUCACACAGGAGAGAAGCCAUUUUCAUGUUCAGAAUGUGGGAAAUGUUUUGCUCUUAAGCCAACUCUUUAUAAACAUCAAAUAACUCACACAGGAGAGAAGCCAUUUUCAUGUUCAGAAUGUGGGAAAUGUUAUACUGAGAAAGCAACUCUUGUUUACCAUCAAAGAACUCACACAGGGGAGAAGCCAUUCUCAUGUGCAGAGUGUGGAAAAUGUUUUGCUAAGAAAUCAAUUCUUCGUGAACAUAAACGAACUCACACAGGGGAGAAGCCAUUUCCAUGUGCAGAAUGUGGGAAAUGUUUUACUCAACAAUCAAGUCUUGUUAAUCAUAAAAGAACUCACACAGGAGAGAAGCCAAUUCAGAGCAGUAAAUGAUGCAGAUAACACAUCUAUAUAUAUCCAUAGGAUAUCUGACAUUUAUACAUAUAUCAUAUACUGCAUCUCCAAACUUGUUACCAAUUGUUAAUAAAAGUUUUCUUUCUUAUAUGAUUUAUUAUUCUUAUAUUCA